AUGUUUAAAUUAGCUUUACUGGUGCUAUGCACCAUCCAGAUAGCAACAGCAUUACCUCGGCCCGACUUUGGGAUCAAUGUACAGGUGUUCGGUAGCCAGCAUACGGCAAUAACUGCCCGGGAUACCAGAACACUGGUGGGAAAAGUGAACCAAAAUCUAGACAUUGUGCUGACCUCCGGCUACCCGCUGCUCGACACCAUCAAGACACAGCUGCUCGGUAUUGCGAACAAUUUCUCCAACAAAGGAUUUUUUGUGACUCAGGCGCUCGAUCUGCUAGCCACCAGUACCGGUCAGCUGAAUAGUGCCUUCGGUUCAUUCGAGGUUGCCGCCGGUAAUUUGAUCACGCUGGUAAACACUGGACUCGACGCCUAUUACACCGUGCUCGAUACAAAUCUGGACGACUCCAUCAGCACCAUGGUAAAGGACGCGUUAGUGGAUGUAACGGCGGAGCUAACGAAGCUCGGUGGCCUGUUGAGCACACUGAAGACGCAAGUGCAAGCGGCUGUGACUGCGGCCGGUUCUAACGCACCCUCCAAAGCCAUCCUGCGCAAGUACGUGUCGACCACGCUGACGUCGGACGUUGCCAAAAGUGCUAUAUCGCUGAAGGCGCUCAUCCCGCUGGUAACGUACAUUCUGGCCAACUCGAUCGAUAACAUUAAGCUGGCCGAUGACUACAUCGUCGAGGCGGGUACGGUUGCCGAAGAUGCGCUCUUGAAGGUUAGCCAGGGUCAGGAAGCGCUCGAAGCCGAAAUCCAGCUGUACACUGACGGUACGAACGAAGUCGCCGUCCUUGUUGGACCGACGGCGCAGGCCAACCUUGACCUGUCGGGCCUAGAUACUUCCGGCAUACCAUUGAUCGAGAGCGAGAUUAACGAGUACAAGGAAACGUACACGACCGUGCUGACCAAUACGAUUGCCGCGAUACAGGCUACUUACAUCACGUACAAGACAUCCGUGCCGUUCGUUUCGGAUGGGUUGACCGCGUUCUACAGUGAAAGUGCGUGCGACCAUCUCUACCGGCUCGUGAAAGUGGUAAUCUCGAACGGCGUUUAUGCUGACUACUGCUACAACAAAUACAGCCCCCGUACGUUCGGACUGUUCUAUGAGCAGGCACGCGAAGCGAACCGGUGCGUCGAUCAGGAGAUUACGCGUCUGAUAAAGCUGGAGCAGGUUGUGCUUACCAUCGCCAAGUUGCUGGUGUUUAGCGUCGAGGACGUGCUGGCCCAGGUCACGAUCUGUGUCAAAACACCGGCCCAGUGCAACGUUGCUCCCUUAGAGUUGGCCUUCCACAAAGUGCAUCAGGCUAUGGUGGGGCAUCAAACCACGAUGCAGAACAUCGUCGCGGCAGAAACGGUAGCCGGACUGAACCGUCUAAAAGCGUGCUUCACCACGUCCAAGUAUUUGCUCGUGAUUGCCACGAACGCGAUGGUUGGCGAAAUCAACAAAUGCGAAAUCUACGGACCUAAUGCAGCAUAG
Anopheles maculipalpis is the source of this 1476-nucleotide messenger RNA. RefSeq lists its product as uncharacterized. The coding region runs from base 1 to 1476 and encodes 491 amino acids. The record is from RefSeq and is a predicted model, not a curated record. The transcript has 3 exons. Lineage: Eukaryota; Metazoa; Arthropoda; Insecta; Diptera; Culicidae.